Molecule: messenger RNA, 2064 nt
Organism: Daldinia childiae
Lineage: Eukaryota; Fungi; Ascomycota; Sordariomycetes; Xylariales; Hypoxylaceae
Product: Endo-1,3(4)-beta-glucanase xgeA
Exons: 8
Coding region: 1-2064 (687 amino acids)
Biological process (GO): glucan catabolic process
Molecular function (GO): hydrolase activity, hydrolyzing O-glycosyl compounds
Source: RefSeq, a predicted model, not a curated record
AUGGCAACCGGAUAUUCACUCACUACGCAUUAUGCCGGCCAGGGGCUGCUUGAUAGCUUCAGUUUCUUUACCGGGAACGAUCCCAGCCAUGGCUUUGUUGAUUAUCAGAGCAAAGAGGACGCUUUGGCUAAGAAUCUAGUUUCUGUCGAGAACGAUUACAAUAGCGUGAGACUCGGCGUUGAUUCAAACAAUACAUAUUCGACUAGCGAUAAGGGGCGACCUAGCGUACGACUGACGAGUGAUGAUGCGUUUACUCACGGUCUUUUUAUUGCGGAUAUCUAUCAUAUGCCAGCAUCGACAUGCGGCACUUGGCCUUCCUUCUGGGCUUUCAAUAACGAAGACAACGGAGCGGAAUGGCCUUUGGGAGGCGAACUAGAUAUUAUAGAUGGCGCUAAUACCGCUCAACGAAACUUAUACUCUGCUCAUACAUCUCCCAGCGCUGGUUUCACUGGGGAGCAAGGUCGAGCAAACUGUUCGCCGACGCUUGAUAACAUCGGCUGUUAUACUGUAUCCCCUCCAUCUGAUACUACUUCAUACGGCGACGCCUUUAACGCUGAAGGGGGUGGAGUGUACGCUCUUGAGUGGGAUUCUGAAGACCUGAAAUUAUGGCAUUUCCCACGCUCUAUAAUCCCCGAUAACAUCGUGUACGCUCACGUCGUAGGACCUGAUCCAUCGACAUGGGGACCACCACACGCUGUUUUCGGCGGCUCUUCUUGCAGUCCUGAUGAAUACUUCUUCAACAUGAGCCUCGUACUAAAUAUAAACUUCUGUGGCGAUUAUGCAGGCAAAUUCUGGGGUAAAGCUGACCAGUGCAACCGUCUCGCCCCUACGUGUGAGGAAUUCGUUGCUGAGAAUCCGGAUAGUUUCCAAAGCGCUUACUGGGAUAUCAAUUUCAUCGACGUAUAUCAAAUGGGACCGUUGUCAGACCUGACGAUACCGCCCCUUUCCACCAACACCACACCCUCGAGUAUCUCAUCAACAUCCAGCGUAACAGAGGCACCAACCGGCGUAGCCCCAACUCAUACCCGCACCAUCACGCUAUCCACAGUAAAACCUACCGAGACCGGUGGCGCCCCGAUAAAUCGCAGGGACAUUAACGACCACACUCUUCUCGGAUGUUUCCAAUCACACGAGAACUUCAAAUCAUUCUCACGAGUUAUAUCGGCGGCAGAUAUGGACAACAGAGCCUGCGUAUCUGCUUGUGCUGGACACAAGUAUGCUGGUGUACGGGGCGAAACGUGCUACUGCGCCGAUACACUUGGGGGAUCAAGCGGAGUUGAGAACGAGCGAUGUAAUACGCCAUGUCCUGGAAACGACCACGAAAUCUGCGGCGGCCUCAUCGACUCGCCUAGCUACUCUCUUCUAACGAACUCCUCCGCAUCGGCAUCUAAGCCCCACCACCAUACCACUAUAGACGAUAUCCUACUCACAGUCUACGGAAACCUAUCCAACGACCCGGCGCCUCCGGCCGCACCCGCAAUGGGCGGCAGCCACUACCACCCCUCAGCAAAGCCAGCACACAACGCGACGGUGACAACCGACGUAACUAUAACAUACACAACCGUAUGUGCCUCAAACCCAGCAAAACUGAUCGAAGUGGAAUACCACACGACAGUAACAUACGCGCCAUGCACCUGCACCAAAUCCCAGCCCAACCCAGCCUACCCAACGACCAAGGUCCUUCCCCCAGCAGCGCUCGCCGCCAUACCCAUGAAGAUGUACAAGACAACGUGUCGAGCAUGCGGUCCGCACGGCGAGAGUACCGUGACGUUGACCGUGCCGAAAGCCGUGUACACAUCUAAGGUCGUCGUUACUGCUACGGCCGUGCAGACAGUCAUUCCUCUCGUCAGCAACGGAACUUAUCUCACGAACGCGACGACCGCGGCCGUGGCGAUGGCUACUGUUACUCCUCCACCCCCACAUAGUCCUCGGCCCAGCAGCAUUAACGUAACGCCCCUCGUAGCCGCCGCCCCUCCUCGCAGCGAGACUUUUAGCGCUGCGCAAAUCGUUGGCUGGGGCGUGGUAGCGUGGUUUGGUAUAUUUGGGAUUAUGCUUAUCUUAUGA